CGGAAGUUGUUAUGUUUUGUGGCGAGACUUCCGUUUACUGAAGGCAACAGCACACGUGUGUGACGUCUCACUGAAGGCUUCAGAAGAUGUUUCUUACUUUUUCAAUGGACCAUAGCAGAGACUAUUUGGGCGAAUGCAUAUGUAAUAUGCCAAACAAGCGUUACGAUGUUUUUCUCGGUGGAAAGUAGUUUCUGGUUAUGUUAGCUAGCAGAUGUGGUGUGACAGCAGCUAACGUCAGUGGACAUGUGGAACAUGCCCAGACUUGUUUCCACGCGCACGGUUAAUGGACAGUUAGACUUAGUUGAGAUUCUGGCGCGUGUCACAAUAGGCUAAGGACGACUAAAAUGGACUAUCACUUCCCUCGGCAACUUUUCCCUUCGUUUUUCAAUCACGGGCCACCGGACUACGUUCUGAACCAUCGCGCUGGAGGCUGGGGCUGUUAUGACGGAGUCAUACCUCAGGAUGGCUCUGCUCCUCCCCCCAGCUGGAAGUUUACUUCCAGGCAUCAGGUGAGCGGGGAGACCUGGUGUCCCACCGAACCCGCACCCGUCCCGCUCCUGACUCCAAAGUCCGCUUUCCUUGGGCCUUUGAAACCACCAGAUCCACUGGACUUUGUAGAACAGAUGCAGAACUUCUUCACGGAUCACUACCUAGACGCCUUUGGGAGCAUGAGUGAGAUUCUGGGGGAACACUUUUUCUUCAGAUUUGGAAAGAAGAAGGAGGUUCAUCGCCGGCACUCGGUCAACAUGUGGCGGGUGAGAAACCACCUGGAUCUGCUGAAGCUCAACGUGUGCCAGAGCACCUACACCUCCCCGGUCAUGGACGGCUACUGCGGCCUGCUGUCCGGCGUGGUGCCGGACGUCCCGGUGGAGCUGCUGGGCUCCCUGCUGCACGGCGAGCUGGCGGAGCAGAGCGAGCGCGCCCGGCCCUGCCACGCCCCCGCCGGCGGCGCCCUGGCGUUCAUCCCCCGCCCGCAGGACGCCCAGCACGGGUGCCUCCUCUACGCCCAGGGCCGGGGGCUGGACCGCCUGUGUAUCCUGCUGACCGCACCACGCUCGAAAGACUCACAAGUCUGCAGCGUUUCCUCUAGGUCCUUAACGCAGGCGUCUCAGACUUCCCCCGGGUGGCGCUGCAGCAGCCCGGGGGGGGGGGGGGGCUCCGCCUGCCUGGAGGGCGGCCGCCGGCCCGUCAGCUUCCAGCUCACGGCCCCCGUCCGGCAAAUCAGCCACUCCUCGCUCGGCAGCGAGUGUUGCGUGGCCGUGCGCUCGGACCGCCUGUGCGGCGCCUGGAGGCUGAGCGGCGGGGGGCGGCCGCGUCUGCUGCAGGCACUGCGCAGCCGGGAGCUGGCCUCCUGCGUCUGCGUCAGCCCUCACGUCCUGGGGGAGGUCCUGGUGGCGAGCGAGAGCGGAGCGGCGAGCCUGUGGACGGUCGGAAAGGGCACGCAGAGAGUCCGGACGGAGCCCGGCAACCUGUACUUCAACGCCAAGUCGCCCUGGAGGUGGUGCGAGUUCUCGGCCCACCCGAGGGUCAUGCUGUACGCUGACCGGACGGGGGCGGAGCUCACGGACAUGAGGGCCAGUUCGUCCACUCCCCACACGCUGUUCUCCAUCAGCCGGACCUCCGAGUGCCAGAGGGGGGAGCGGCUGGUCCUGUGCAGAUAUCUGGGAGACGCGCACCCCUUCCACCACCUCAUCUUCACCCAGAUCACGCUGCUUCAGUACUCGGGGGGCAGACUGGAGGCCUGUGUGGGUCGAGGCCCUCCGCUGGCUCUUCUCAGACCCAAAGACAGUCUCCCACACCUCCCGGUCCAGAUCCCCCACCGGAGGGACCGGGCAGCCAGCAGACUGUCCGCCCCUGCUGCAGGUUUGACAUGUAUCCAGAGUAAGGCGGGACGAGGGUCCAGCCAGGAGGAGUCCAUCUGCGUCCUGCAGCUGACCGAAGCGGGAGACCUUUUCUACCAGCUCCUCCAGCGGCCGGACCUGGACCUGGAGCGGGACCUGGACCUGGACCUGGACCGGGACCAGGACCGGGACCGGCCCCGACCCGCUGCUGCAGCCAGCGAUGACCAGCCCGGACAGAGCCCGGAGGGGCCGGACGCCUGGAGCGACCAGGACGUGGUGGGCCCCACCCAGGCCGCCAGCGUCCAGGUCGUGGCCGAGACCCCGGAGAGGGAGCGGCCGGAGCAGGGGCCGGAUCUCCCUCCUCCCUCUCCAUGGGACCGCGACGACUCAGGGUCGGACGGCGUGCGCCGGCCAGAGGCGGCGGUGGAAGACGGGGGAGGGGCGGCCGGCGGGAUGGACGGCGGGAUGGACGGCGGGGUCCCCGGCGGCGAGGAGGCGGGCCGCCGCCGCCUCAGCAGAGGGGCGGCGGCCACCUGGAAGCUGUGGCUCCAGAUGCUGGCGCAGAGGAGCAGCCGGGGGGAGCCGCGCCCCCGCCGCUUCCCGCUCUUCAGGGUGGCGUCCCGGGGCCUGCUCAGCCCCCCCGACGGGGGCGGGGGGGCCGCGCCCGACGGCCAGAGGUGGGCCCGGCUGAGCUGGGGCCUGAAGUCCAGCAUGGCCCGCCGCUCGCUGCUGCUCCACAGCGCCGCCGCCGCCUGGCUGGAGCCCCCGGGCGCCCCCCCGCCGCCCCCCCACGUGCCCACGGACACCUGGAGCGACCCCCUCAGCCAGCGGCUCGCCCUGGCCUGGCAGGGGGAGGCGGCCUGGCGGGGGUGGUGGGAGGAGCGCCUGGGGCUGAACCGGCAGGCCCGGCUGGAGGCGCUGAGGAGGAAGAGGAGGAGGAGGAGGGAGGCGCGGCGGGCCGGCGGCGCGCUGUCGGCGCUCAGCGCCAGCUUCACCUCCGCCAGCUCCCAGUCCGAGCUGGACGACUUCUCCAGCUCGGCCGGCUGGUCCUCGGCGGCCAGCCGGAGGGCGUGGUCAGACACGGAGGGGGACUGGGACAGCCGGAGCGAAGCGGCCACGCCCUCCGCCACCCAGCCCAACUCUCCGGUCCGGACGCCGGCCGGCACGCCUCAGAGCGCCGGACACAGAGGAAGGGCCGGCAGCCUUCACCUGACCCAAACACAGACCCCCCAGGCCUCCACGGCCAGCCAGCGGGGGGCCAAACGCCACCUGGACGACUACUUCAGCUCCCUGUUGGCAUCCCAGGAGGAGCCCUCCCAGACUGACCUCCAGCUGCUGGAGAUGGGCAGUGACCCGGACGCGCCCGCUGAAGCCUCGUCCUCCCAGCUCCUCGCUUCGCCCUCCCUCUUCCCCAGGAGGCGCUCGGCGGCCCCCUCCCGGGCCCCCCCGUCCCAGAGCCUGUUCCCCUCCCAGAGCUCCCAGGCCCGGCCGGGGCCCUCCCAGAGCUCCCAGAGCUCCCAGCCCAGGAAGAAGUCUCGCAUGGGAUUCUAA
Menidia menidia (Atlantic silverside) is the source of this 3392-nucleotide messenger RNA. NCBI's taxonomy places the organism in Eukaryota, Metazoa, Chordata, Actinopteri, Atheriniformes, Atherinopsidae. The record is from the annotation of a GenBank genome assembly.